Messenger RNA from Symbiodinium natans, 182 nucleotides. Lineage: Eukaryota; Dinophyceae; Suessiales; Symbiodiniaceae. The record is from the annotation of a GenBank genome assembly.
GACACACUCAACCACGAGCUGGAGAACGAGUACGACAAGCUGUACCCGCAGGAAAGGAAGCUCACAAGCUUCAUUCAGUGGGGCGAGCGCCGGUACAUCUUCACCUACGCGGCGCACGACUACGAGAGCUUUCGCUCGAUCGUGGCCCGCGUCGUGAAGAUGCGCCAGGCCCUCAGCCAACG